AUGGUGUAUAACUUUUUUGGAAUCUCGCAAGAAGUCAGACUACCUGAAACAAUUGAAACAGUCAUAACAGCUGAGAAUAGGAAACCUCAACAAACCUAUCCGAUAAUGCAACAAUCCCCACCAAUACCAGCGUUACCUUUUAUCCUUAAAGACCAAAUGACAAGAGAAAUUCGAGCACUAUUGGCAAGCAAGAAGCUAC
Dentiscutata erythropus is the source of this 199-nucleotide messenger RNA. Lineage: Eukaryota; Fungi; Glomeromycota; Glomeromycetes; Diversisporales; Gigasporaceae. The record is from the annotation of a GenBank genome assembly.